AUGUCCAACUUCGCGCGUCUGAUAAGACAAAAGUAUCCUUAUCGAGCUCCCUCGGCCAGUGUCGACCACCUGGUCGUUGGCGGAGGUGUUGUCGGUCUUGCAGUUGCGGCAGGGCUGGUCAACACGGCGGGAGCAGGACGAACGACAUUCCUUGUCGAGAGAAGGCAGCUUGAAGACUGGCAAGUUGCCACGGACAAGCACCAAAUUCCGUACCUGGAUGGACUGCAGGCUCAUUCGAACAAUUCCGCCUUCCUGAACGGACAGCCGGAGAGCGCAAUGGUCAACAACUCGGUCAUCCCGGCAUACUUUCUCUCAGGCCACGAGGCGCGGGACAUGGAGCCCGACCUCUCACCGAACGUGUGCGCCGCGCUCCUCGUAACCGAGACAGGCAUCGUGAACAGUGGCUCCCUCGUCGAGUCACUUGAGCGCGAGAUACAGGAGGAGGACUAUCUCAAAGCCAGCGGGGCGGAUAAGAAUGGUGUCGGACUCGCUGGCCGAAGCUUCGACAGGGGCGAAGGCGUCAUCGUUCCCGGCACGCGUGUGGUUCGGAUCGAUCCCGCAGAAGACGGCAAGGGGUGGGUCGUCCAGCUUGAGAGCAACUGGGAGGACGGGCCAGGGGACAUCGAUGCGGUGCGAGCGAGCGUUGUCGUUGACGCGGCGGGCAAUUACAUGAGCUACAAGGGUCCUGGCGUCGAGAAUGUCAACAAGCUCAUCUACCCGUGUCCCAGCGUCAGCUUGGAUUCACUCGGGACGCAUCUUACUUUCGACCUAGACGGCAACAUUCGCUUCGGCCCCGACGUGGAGGCACUCGGCAGUGCCGAGGACUCUGCCGCGGAUCCCGACUUCUGGCAGAAACACCUUGCGCCGUCGGCGGCACACCUCGAGUCGAUUGGUCAAGCGGCUCAGGCCAUGCUCCCUGGCGUUGAUCCCAGUCUGCUGCAGCCCGACUACGCCGGCUUCCGGCCAAACAUUGCCCCGCCAGGCGCUGGGUUCUUCGACUUCGUGGUCCGUCACUCGCCCCAGCGCCGCGGGCUCAUUGAGAUGUUCGGAUUCGCAUCGCCAGGUCUCACGAGUUCGCUGGCGGCGGGGGAGUACGUCGCGAAGAUGGUCAGAGCACAGGUGUGGGGUGGUCGGGAUGCUGAGAGGUUGGCGGAAGGGUGGGAGCAAUGA
This is a messenger RNA of Trichosporon asahii var. asahii CBS 2479, 1170 nucleotides long. RefSeq lists its product as uncharacterized. Lineage: Eukaryota; Fungi; Basidiomycota; Tremellomycetes; Trichosporonales; Trichosporonaceae. Gene Ontology annotation, cellular component: mitochondrion. Gene Ontology annotation, molecular function: (S)-2-hydroxyglutarate dehydrogenase activity; (S)-2-hydroxy-acid oxidase activity. The record is from RefSeq and is a predicted model, not a curated record. The transcript is spliced from 5 exons. The coding region runs from base 1 to 1170 and encodes 389 amino acids.